Messenger RNA from Oreochromis aureus, 1316 nucleotides. RefSeq names its product interferon-induced protein 44-like. The transcript is spliced from 9 exons. Lineage: Eukaryota; Metazoa; Chordata; Actinopteri; Cichliformes; Cichlidae. Bases 84 to 968 code for a protein of 294 amino acids. The record is from RefSeq and is a predicted model, not a curated record.
CAUCUACAUCAGUGUGAACAACAACCAAGACACACCAACUUCACAGCCAAAUUGGACAUUCAGGUAGUUGGUAACAAAAAGUCAUGAAACUUUUUCAGUUUAAACGCCCAGCACGUCCCGUUUCACCUCCUCUGUUAGAGGAAGACGAGAGGAGCAUACCAUGGAGUGAAAGAGAGCGAGACCUGCAACUUGUCAGAGAUUACAAGCCUCACAAAGAUGUCCAACAUCUCAGAAUUAUGCUUUAUGGACCACCAGGUGCUGGAAAGUCCAGCUUCAUCAACUCUGUGGACAGUACUUUAAGAGGCAAAAUCGCAGCUCGAGCUUUGGCAGCGGCAGCCUUUGGUGUCAGUUUCACUAAUGCAUACAGGACAUAUAAAAUUCAUAAAGGAAAUCCAGAAAAUGUUUAUGCUUUUGCAUUCAAUGACACCAUGGGGCUUGAGAGGGGCACUGAGAGAGGAAUUCUUGUGGAAGACAUCAAACUUGCCAUGAGUGGACAUGUAAAAGAAGGUUACAGGUUCAACCCCAAAUGUCCCUUGUUUGAAACGGAUCCUGACUACAACAGUUCUCCUACUUUAGAUGACAAAGUCCACAUUCUGGUUUUAGUCAUUCCAGCCGACAAACUGAGCAUAAUCGAUGAUGAAACCCGGAGGAAGAUGAAAGAAGUCAGACUAGCAGCUCGUGACAAAGGGAUCCCACAAAUAGCUGUCAUCACUAGAAUUGAUGAAGCCUGUCCUGAAGUCAAAAAAGACAUACAGAACGCCUACAAGAGCAAGCACUUGAAUAAGCUGAUGGACACAGUGAACGUGGACCUGGGUAUUCCACUGAACUGCAUCUUCCUCGUGAAGAACUACCACAAAGAAAUCGAGACGAAUGACAACAUGGAUUCACUGAUACUGUGUGCACUGAAAAAAGUCAUUGACUAUGGAGAGGACUUCCUGAAUGACCAGAAUGAUCCAGAUGAUGUGUGAGGGGGACAGAAAAGGGUGAUUUUGCUUCACCGGCAUUACAAUCACAGCCACACAAACAGUUGAUUUCACUAGAAACUUUAUCAAACUGAUUAUUGUUUUGUUCUUAUUUUAUUUAACUUUUUGUUCUUUUGCAGAUUAAAUCCAAAUAAACUUCAAAGAAAACCAAUACAUGUACUUUUUGUUAUUUACUGUAUGAAAAAUGACAGCUAUAUACCUGUAACCUGUUGCCUCCUGUGUAACUCAAAUAACUGAUUUCAAGUCUCGAUGUAAGACUGUCCUCUCUGAGUAAGUGAUUUCUUGUUUCCAGAAUUGUAAUUAAAUCUGUUCACUUAAAGUAAUGACGACUGA